Messenger RNA from Exophiala viscosa, 1038 nucleotides. RefSeq lists its product as uncharacterized. Bases 1 to 1038 code for a protein of 345 amino acids. The transcript has a single exon. The record is from RefSeq and is a predicted model, not a curated record. NCBI's taxonomy places the organism in Eukaryota, Fungi, Ascomycota, Eurotiomycetes, Chaetothyriales, Herpotrichiellaceae.
AUGGGGAAAGGCGAGGUCGUCGCAGCCAUCUUCAUCUGCUCCGGUGGAUUCGCACUGGUCCUAACUCUGGCUUAUUACUGCUUGAAAGAAAGACGCAACGAUCGGCGGUCCACGAAUGCCACUCCACCCGGGCAAGAAAACGAGGCAGACCAGCUACGCAAUCUGCCCGGCAGGAACACAGCCGGAGCAAGCGAUGUCCGGCCAGCAAACCCGCCUGCACACCCGCCUACACCCCCGCCAGCACUUCCGCCAGCACAGGAGCCAGCACAAGAGCCUGCACAACCGACUACACCGCCGACUGAACAACCGCCGCCAUACACGCCUCCCGCUGGUCAAGAAGAAGCUCUUGGCUCGCCAACGAUCGUCCAGACGGGUGCCCACAACGUGAACCACGUUCAGAACGUCAACGUCCGGCGCGGACCUGUUCAUCUGCAGACAGCUGUUGCCGGCAACGCCAACGAUGAGGGAAACACCCACGCUAGGCUGGCGGAACUGUCACUGCUACCAUCGGUCGCACAUCUUCCGCUGCCUCCUUACAGCCGAUACGAUCCGCGAGCGUCUCCGCAUGGGUACACGGACGUUAUUGCCGCUGCCUCGAGUGGGGGACUGAAUGAAGACGAUGAUCUUACUCGCCAGACUGGUCUUCAUUGCUCGCCAGCUUUUCGUCAGUGCUCGAGGACGGCCGGCGAUGCUAGUCCCACUGCCUCGACCGACGGAGUGUAUGGAGACGAGGAUCGCUUUACUCGCCAAGAGUCGGCGGCGCCAGGCUUGCGGCGCUCGCCAGCGAUUCGACGGUCUUCGAGGACCGUUAGCCAGACUGAAACUCUGAACCAAGGAACGAGCAGCGCCGGCGAGCGAUUGCCUUGGGCGCACGAUACUGCCGGCAUUGGUGCCCUGGCCGAAGCAACGGACGAUGAUGAGGACCAAUUGAACAGCCCAGAUUCAGCGGCGUCAGCUUCGCGUCAGUUCGCAAGGUUGGACCAGGCUAUCGGAGCAAACCAGGCUCUCGUCCCAGAUAGCUGGGCGGAGAGGCGGUGA